Coregonus sp. 'balchen' is the source of this 8803-nucleotide messenger RNA. The record is from the annotation of a GenBank genome assembly. Lineage: Eukaryota; Metazoa; Chordata; Actinopteri; Salmoniformes; Salmonidae.
UGUAUUGGUUCUUCACAAACUAUGCGGAACAUAUUUACUGUGACACGUGGCUCCGUGGAUUAGGUACAAGUAUCCUAGCUAGCUAUGUUGUUAACUAUUAAAUGUCACAUUUGUAAUCCAAAAUGUACGAACAUUGGUUAAUUUAUGAACUAUUGUAAUCAUUUUUGAACGCAGAUAUAUAUUUAUUUACAUUAUAGAAGUGGUAUUUAGCCAUGAUUUAUCAACGAGCUGCGUGCUAGCUGGCGACUAACGUUAACUCGUUUUCUAGAGAGACCGCUUCAGUAGCGAGCUAGAAAGCUUUCUAUAGCUAUACAAUGUAUUUAGCAAGAUAGCAGUGUUAGUUAGCCUCUACGUUUCUAUUUGUAAUCCUUUCUUAUUGAUUAGCUAAUCUAUAAUCUUAUGAGCCCGUAGCUAAUAACUGACUGAUCAGUUGGGAGAGUAAGGAACCUAGCCGAUUUAAAGUCAACUCCAUGAUUUAGGAUGGAGUUGAGCGGCGACUAUUGUGGGCAGACUGGAGCUCCGACAUAACAUACAAUUCCGUUUUAUAAAAAACUACUGAUUUCAGCACCCAAAGAAUAGUCCAGUUACAGAUGACAUUUUCCUGUGUAAUUGCGUGCUAUUCUAUGGAUGCUGAAAUCAGUAUUUUUUUUAAAUUGAAAACGUCAGGUUGUGAAGUAGGAUCACCAGUCCGCCCACACUAAACGCUGCUCAACUCUAUCGUAAAUCGUGGAGUUGAGUUUUGUCGGAUAGAAGAAACCUAGCCAGCAGGUAUCCAAUAGUAUGUAGGCCUAGCUAAUAGUUUAGUAGGUUCACCCAUAGAUAGCAGCUACUUCUUUGGAAACGCAAGUUACAAAAAUAGAAUAUCAACCUUAAAGACAACCCUUACUUCACUUGGUAGAAGCUAGCUAAAAUAUAAUAUGAUAGCUAGCAUAUAGUCCAGGGUUUCCCAAACUUGCCCUAGCACUACACAGCUGAUUCAAAUAAUCAAAACUUGAUGAUGAGUUGGUUAUUUGAAUCAGCUGUGUAGUACUAGGGCAAAAACCAAAAUGUACACCCAGGAGGCCAUAGGACAGAGUUUGGGAAACACUGCGAAGACGGCUACACAACACAUUUCUUGAGUCGACCACUAGAGGGAGGCAUAGCCUCAUAAAUUAUCAAUAGGCGAUAACCAAUUGCUGUUACCAACCAUGUAGAGUGCUGUGUGUGUAGGUUUUUUUUUAACACUCUUGUACGCUAAUUGUUAAUCUUAUUUCUCCUUUAAGCACACUGUUCUUAAUUAUUUUAUAUUCUAUUCAACAGAUGAUUUCUUGACUUGGUGUCAGUCUGUGUUCUACUGGAUUGAGUUGAGGCAAGUAAAGUAAGUUAUCAAUCUCCACAGUAUACCUUUAUUUUGAUGGAUCCAAAAAGCAUCAGUUUGUUUUUAACUUUAAAGGGGAACAACUUUAAAGGGGAAAUCCCCAGUUGUUACAUCCAUUUUUUUGACUCGUCAAUUCAUGACAUGUACCCAUUGAUUCUUGAAGAAUAUAACGUAUAAAUGCCUCAUUAGCUUAGUUCAACUGUCUUACCCCAUCCGAAUCCAGCGGCAUACCACCCUGCAUCCCACUGCUGGCUUGCCUCUGAAGCUAAGCAGGGUUGGUCCCUGGAUGGGAGACCAGAUGCUGCUGGAAGUGGUGUUGGAGGGCCAGUAGGCACUCUUUCCUCUUGUCUAAAAUAAAAUAUCCCAAUGCAAUGAUUGGGGACAUUGCCCUGUGUAGGGUGCCGUCUUUCGGGUGGGACGUUAAAUGGGUGUCCUGACUCUCUGGGCACUAAAGAUCCCAUGGCACUUAUUGUAAGAGUAGGGGUGUUAACGUUGGUGUCCUGGCUAAAUUCCCAAUCUGGCCCUCAUACCAUCAUGGCCACCUAAUCAUCGCCAGCUUCCAAUUGGGUCAUUCAUCUCCCCUCCCCUGUAACUAUUCCCCAGGUUGUUGCUGUAAAUUACAAUGUAUUCUCAGUCAACUUACCUGGUAAAAUAAGGCUAAAAUAAAGAAUCCAAAAUAUAAGCUUGUUUUACUCCAAUGUUUGUAAAUGUAAACUAACACUAUAUAGCCUCAACAUGUUUAAAACUAUAAUUUUGAUAUCAUGGAUGUCAGUGCAUCCAUAGCUCUGUCUAUGAAUUUGAGUGGUUGCAUUUCUCAAGACCCAUCCUUCAGCUUUUUGCUGAAACAGGGGCGGGUUGAGCUUUGUUAUCGUUUAAACUGCUGAUUUCCCCUUUAACAACUGUUUGCUAUUACAGAUAUAUAAUGUGUUUUUCCGUUAGUCUAUUGUGGAUGCUGCUGUUUGAGCUCAGGUUUGUGCAUAUACAUUUUCAAGGUGUGCAAUGGCAGUGCCAGCGGCCGGGGGUGUAGACCUCAGUCGGAAAUUUGUGUCAGAGACUGAGAUCGAGGAGAAAAGGAAGCAAAGACAGGAGGAAUGGGAAAAAGUUAGGAAGCCAGAGGACCCAGAGGGUAAGCCAUCUGCAACUAACUCCACCCUACCUCCCAAAAUGUACACAGACACAAGCAAUAUCUUUCAUCAUGCCUGUACACUAAGCAUCUGCAUAUCUAUUUUUUCUGUGUGUUUGUGCUGUCUCCCUGACUCAGAGGCUCCUGAGGAAGAGUAUGAUGGGCGUUCACUCUUUGAGCGGCUACAGGAGCAGAAGGACAAGAAGCAGGAAGAAUACGAUGAGCAGUUUAAAUUCAGUAAGGGUCCCGCUCUCAUUUAUUUUAGUCCCUCUCCACUUUCCUUGCAACAGCCCCUACCACAUGCUGGGACUUCACAUGGGAUAUCUCAGAUUAAACUCUCGCAUUUAUGGAAUGGAUAGUCAGACUCUGGACCUGUUGAGUACAAAGUCUUUGUAUUCUGGGUGUGUGUACAUUUUUAUAUUAUGAACCUGUUUGUGUGAACAGAUGGAACUAUGUAAUGCAUUAGAAGAGGAGCAGGAGGAGAUUAUGACCUAGUCUUGGGAAUGAGUGGAGCCUUCUGCCUGGCAUAGUAGCUUCCCUGCUUUUCUGUUUCCCUGGUGACCAGCCUACUAUUAGCAGUCACCCUGGUGGCCAUAUGUGUCUUGUAAAGCUAUAUGCUCUUUAAGCAAGGACAUUUCAGAAAAAUAGAAAACAUGUUGUUUUGUAUAUGUAAAAACCCUUCUCCAACUCCCCUGGCCUUAAGUUGAAAUGAUUAGAGAGUAUUGUUGUAUUGGUACUACAGUAGUUAGAAUUUAUUUUCCAUGGAAAUGUCUUUUCACCACAGAGAACAUGGUCAAAGGCCUGGAUGAGGAUGAGUCUCACUUCUUGGAUGAGGUCUCCAGGCAACAGAGCCUGGUGGAGAAACAACGCAGAGACGAGGAGCUGCAUGAACUAAAAGAGUACAGAAUAUCCUUUCAGUUUCAGCUGUAUACUCUCUCCCCAUCACUCUAAUUCUCUCUCUUUAACACGCACACACACAGAAAGAGAGCAAAAACACGGUGUAUCCAUUUUCAUGUCAUUUUAUUGGUGAUUUUUUUUCUUCUGUCAAUAGGGCAACAUUUAGUGGGCAUGAGUCACACAAAUAAUGGAUCUAGGUGUUAGAGACGAAUGUGAGAGUCAACUACUCUCAUACUCUCUCCAUGUGUUUCUCGCUCUUUCUCUUUCACAAUAUUUUGGUGGGGUUGAGAUUUUUGCUCUCUUGACAGUAAAUGAGGCUUGUCCUACCCCUUUACUCCCCCACUCACCUGAUGGACAGGAGGAGGCAGUCAGUCUACAGGCCUCAGGUCAGAACCAGAGCAUGUGAGCGGAGUUGAGCGGUUGGAAAUGCUGCUCACUGCUCCAUGUCCUUUUCAACCUCUGCUAAAAACCGCUCUGCGCUCACAGGAAAAAAGACUGCCGCUCCAUUCAUUAAAAUCACAAUUUAACCAACACCCACCUAUUUCUGUGACUACAUGGACCUACCAUUUGGUUUUGAAGUAUUGAAACCAAACCAUAUGGAUUUGAAUUAGAAGUAUUUGAAUAAACAUAAAAAGGUGAAUGUAAGAAACGCACAUCAUUUCAAAUAGGCUACAUGUCAUAUUAAACAGCAUGUAAACAUUCUAAAUAGGUCAGGAGCCAGACAGGGAGCCUAAGAAUGAACAAAAAUGAAUUAUUUAGGCUAUAUUAUUUCAAGGCUAUAGCCUACAAAGAAAUGCAUUGUGAAGCAUUAGCGAGCGUGACAUAAUAGGUUGGUAGGGACAUGAAGCACUCAGCAUUUAAACAACAUUUCGUUGUGUUAAAUCAUUAUAGUCUUGAAAUUGCGCAUAUAGGCUCUGACUUACUUAGAAUUAAAUACAAAUUAAAUGAAAAAUGACUUGGUGCCUUUGAAUUAAUUUUUAGAAACACGAGUUUGGCCAGUCUGUGGCGUCAGGCUCAUGCGAAGGUGCCUGGAGAGCCGGCCAGCAGGGGAGAAUAACCCUUCCACACUUGCAGAGCCACUGGGGAUGCUUAACACCCUUUUGGCCACUCUUGCCUGGCUGGGCAGAAAUAGUUGUUUUUACAUUUUUCUAUAGGUAGGCCUAAAGGUUUUUAGGCAAAAUAACCCAAUCAAAACGGAAAGCUUCUUGAACGUGGGAAUAUGCCAGGCCUACAGUGAGGGGAAAAAAGUAUUUGAUCCCCUGCUGAUUUUGUAUGUUUGCCCACUGACAAAGAAAUGAUCAGUCUAGAAUUUUAAUGGUAGGUUUAUUUGAACAGUGAGAGACAGAAUAACAACAACAAAAUCCAGAAAAACCCAUGUCAAAAAUGUUAGAAAUUGAUUUGCAUUUUAAUGAGGGAAAUAUGUAUUUAAUCCCUCUGCAAAACAUGACUUAGUACUUGGUGGCAAAACCCUUGUUGGCAAUCAGAGGUCAGAAGUUUUUGUAGUUGGCCAACAGGUUUGCACACAUCUCAGGAGGGAUUUUGUCCCACUCCUUUUUGCAGAUCUUCUCCAAGUCAUUAAGGUUUCGAGGCUGACGUUUGGCAACUCGAACCUUCAGCUCCCUCCACAGAUUUUCUAUGGGAUUAAGGUCUGGAGAUUGGCUAGGCCACUCCAGGACCUUAAUGUGCUUCUUCUUGAGCCACUCCUUUGUUGCCUUGGCUGUGUGUUUUUGGUCAUUGUCAUGCUGGAAUACCCAUCCACGACCCAUUUUCAAUGCCCUGGCUGAGGAAAGGAGGUUCUCACCCAAGAUUGGCCCCGUCCAUCGUCCCUUUGAUGCGGUGAAGUUGUCCUGUCCCCUUAGCAGAAAAACACCCCCAAAGCAUAAUGUUUCCACCUCCAUGUUUGACGGUGGGGAUGGUGUUCUUGGUGUCAUAGGCAGUAUUCCUCCUCCUCCAAACACGGUGAGUUGGGUUGAUGCCAAAGAGCUCCAUUUUGGUCUCAUCUGACCACAACACUUUCACUUGAGCAGGGGGACCUUGCGGGCGCUGCAGGAUUUCAGUCCUUCAUGGCGUAGUGUGUUACCAAUUGUUUUCUUGGUGACUAUGGUCCCAGCUGCCUUGAGACCAUUGACAAGAUCCUCCUGUGUAGUUCUGGGCUGAUUCCUCACUGUUCUCAUGAUAAUAAUAAUAAUACGCCAUUUAGCAGACGCUUUUAUCCAAAGCGACUUACAGUCAUGUGUGCAUACAUUUUUGUGUAUGGGUGGUCCCGGGGAUCGAACCCACUACCUUGGCGUUACAAGCGCCGUGCUCUACCAGCUGAGCUACAGAGGACCACCAUGAUCAUUGCAACUCCACGAGGUGAGAUCUUGCAUGGAGCCCCAGGCCGAGGGAGAUUGACAGUUAUUUUGUGUUUCUUCCAUUUGCGAAUAAUCGCACCAACUCUUGUCACCUUCUCACCAAGCUGCUUGGCGAUGGUCUUGUAGCCCAUUCCAGCCUUGUGUAGGUCUACAAUCUUGUCUCUGACAUCCUUGGAGAGCUCUUUGGUCUUGGCCAUGGUGGAGAGUUUGGAAUCUGAUUGAUUGAUUGCCUCUGUGGACAGGUGUCUUUUAUACAGGUAACAAACUGAGAUUAGGAGCACUCCCUUUAAUAGUGUGCUCCUAAUCUCAGCUCGUUACCUGUAUAAAAGAAACCUGGGAGCCAGAAAUCUUUCUGAUUGAGAGGGGGUCAAAUACUUAUUUCCCUCAUUAAAAUGCAAAUCAAUUUAUAACAUUUUUGACAUGCGUUUUUCUGGAUUGUUUUGUUGUUAUUCUGUCUCUCACUGUUCAAAUAAACCUACCAUUAAAAUUAUAGACUGAUCAUUUCUUUGUCAGUGGGCAAACGUACAAAAUCAGCAGGGGAUCAAAUACUUAUUUCCCUCACUGUAUUGGGCCAAAAUCAGUUAUUGUAUAGAUAAUAGAACAAAAAUGAACAAAACGUUUAAGUGAUCUGAUCUUUUGUUUAUAAAUACUUUGCUAUAAUGACACACUUAGUUAUCUACGCACCUCAUUCCUUUCUUUUAGCAUGUACAGUGAGGGAAAAAAGUAUUUUAUCCCCUGCUGAUUUUGUACGUUUGCCCACUGACAAAGAAAUGAUCAGUCUAUAAUUUUAAUGGUAGGUUUAUUAACUGAUAUGAACGUAUGUUAAUGUAUGCAAAGCUGCUCUCACGCCACAUAUCUCAGCACUGCUCAGAGCCAUGGUCCUGUGGUGAUUCAUUCUAAAUUCAGCCAUAGCUUAUAACGUGACUGACUUGAUAGCCUUCAUUUCUUGCGAUCUGUCUCAAUCAGGCUGUCAUGUACAAUCAUGAUGCAGGGAGCAUGAUCAGACCAUUAUGCUAUCAUGUAAGGGAGAAAAUAAAUGUUCCCUCUUUCCACUGACGAUCAGGUUUGUCUGCAGAUGGAAGAGGAUGCAUUGUCAUGGCAACCAAAUCCUACUGAGGGCUGGCCUUUACACUGAUAGGAGACCGUUUGAAGUGCUUACUGCUGAGAACCAUCAAGCCAGAUCCUCUCGUAAUAUUUUUAUUUGUCCUAGUUCAGCUAGUUUUCCCACCAGUGUCACAGGGUUGUUUUUAGCUUCAAAGUGUGUCACUUUUCCAGGGCGUUGGUGGAGGCCCACAGAUGGACUAGUAAGUGGAAAGAACAGGCUGGAUUUAUGAGGACACACCUGGACUGAGGCUAGAUGAACCCCCAAAGCGAUUUGAGUGUGUACCACUUAUUUUCCUGUACUCACUCAGUCAAACAUUGUUGGAAAAUCCAUUCUGACAGUCAGUGCUAGCCCAGUGGGCAAUUUUCUGCUCGGAAGUGAUUGUGAGAUGUGAAUUAAUUGUGAGUCACCUGGUGUCCCCAUCACUCCUAUCAGCAGUUAAUUAUCACAUCUAGGAUCUGCACGUCUGUGUGUUUUCUUCCAUUUCCUCUCCUUAACUCCUGGAUCUCACAGUGCUCUGAAAAAACUGGCCUCCAGUGAGAGUCGGAAGGAGCCAGAGAGGAGGGCAGGACCUAAACCAGCAGAGGUCAAGACCAGUCACCUGUCCCAGGCACACCUGUUGGCUGGGGCGGUCAAGCGACGCAGGUGAGGCCAGUGGCCACAAUACUUUUAGACCUAGGUCACAGUUUUCAAUGCAUCUGGAUAUAGUGUUGGAGGAUGUAACACAAUUAUAGGGGAGUGGUGGAGUUGGUUGUGGAUUUGAGAAUGGGGGGGAAAAAGUGAAUUAAUCUGCAUGUUUCUUUAGUCUUUCUGUUUACUUUCCUCUCUCCUGCAGCUCUUCACAGUCCUCAGACAAUAGCAAGAAACAGAAGGUUGAGGAGUCUGCAGCAGGGAAUGGGGGCCAGACAGGUGGGCUGAGAGCUUCUUAUAAUGUCACAUCUGCUCAUCAUUUCACCAUUGAAUGUUCUUCUAACACAAACUCUUCUAUCUCACACAUAUGACUUCACUGACAUCAGUAAGUGUGACUGGCAGUGUGUUGUGCUCUCAGAGCAGGAGGCGGGCGGAGGUGCGGGUGAGCAGGGCUCCACAGUAAAGACAACAGGUGUCCUCCACCUGCCAUCGGCCGCCGUGUGUGUGGGCAUCCUGCCGGGCCUGGGAGCCUACUCCGGCAGCAGCGACUCUGAGUCCAGCAGCGACAGCGAAGGUAGCGUGGACGGGAGCAUCUUUCCCAUAAAGAGAUAUAGAGUCUGCAGAUAGACACGCACCCAUAUUCAGACACACGCACACGCUUACACACACACUCAUUCACACAAACAGGCUGCCAACAUCAUUGAUUUCACAGCUGUAUGAGUUACUGUUACUCUAAGUCAUUAGCAGCGUUUCCAUCAAGUGUUUUCCAGCCCAGAAUGGCAUAGGUUAUGAUUUUCUUUCUUCAUAAUCACUAAAUAUGAAUUAAAACCUGUUAAAUGAACUUCAAUGGCAUUGUGGUUUUGGUGUUGUGCAUUCAAACAUGACACCUCCCCCCUUCCUCCCAAUAUGACAUCUCACACAGUUUAAAUCCCUGGCAGCCUAACCUGAUGACACCCCCCUGUGGCUGCAGCUCUGCUAUUGGCCAAGGAAACAGUGACUGACAGCUGUGGAUCAAGGACAAGACUGCUAGACUGUCACAUCACGUUCAUACCUUACCUUAGACAACAUCAAGAAAGCAAGCCAGAGCAUUGUCUCAGAUGCAAUGUAUGUGGAAAUGUUUUUCCUUUAGUUUCUUUUUGAUGCGUCAGUGCAAAUAAUGCUGGAUUUUAAUGGACUUCUUUCUCUCCAUAAAAAUGUUUGAUCAUGGGACGAUCAAGGCUUGGGGAGGAGAAAAUAAAGAGUUUUCCCGUUUCCUUUGUCUAUUUGGUGUAUUUGAUGUAAAGAGUCAGCCUGGUCUCCUACACUAGAUGUAACACAGUAAACGAAAGUCCGGGACACUC